Messenger RNA from Asparagus officinalis (garden asparagus), 591 nucleotides. Its product is annotated as non-specific lipid-transfer protein-like. The record is from RefSeq and is a predicted model, not a curated record. Gene Ontology annotation, molecular function: lipid binding. NCBI's taxonomy places the organism in Eukaryota, Viridiplantae, Streptophyta, Magnoliopsida, Asparagales, Asparagaceae. Gene Ontology annotation, cellular component: membrane. Gene Ontology annotation, biological process: lipid transport.
CUCUGCUGCUCUCUUCGCUAUCCUCUUCGCCUUCGUUCUCAUGGCCGCCCCCCACGCACAGGGCGCCAUCUCGUGCGGUCAAGCGGUGUCGAUGAUCUCACCGUGCGUGAACUACGCCCGUGGCCAGGGAACUCUGCCUCCCGGGUGCUGCAGCGGUGUCAAGGCGCUGAAUUCAGCUGCCAGGAGCACUCCUGAUCGCCAGCAGGCCUGCGCUUGCCUCAAGGCCGCGGUCGGUAAAAUCUCCGGUCUGAUUCAAGCUCGUGCCGCUGGGAUUCCUGGAGCUUGUGGUUUAGCCUCCCUUACACCAUUAGCACCUCCAUCAACUGCGCUACUGUGAAGUAAGGCUAGCUCUUUUGAGCUUGUUGUUAAAAAAGUACGUACCGUAUAUCUAGAAGAGUUGCGAGAAUAAAGUGGAGGCUGUUCUCUGCAAUUUCCACGUGCCUGUUUUAUCUCCCUUAUCAUUAUUUAGAUUAUGUUUCUGUUGUUCCGUGUGUUUGCCUUGUUUGUUAUGUAUUUCUGAGGUGUACCAUUUUGUGUUGUAACACAUCCGUGUAUCAAUAAAUAUUUUCCAAGUAGAUGAUGGUUCCCUCA